AACAUUCAUUGAUUUCAUCAAAAAGGUAAAUAUAGUACUUCGAUUCCACAUGUCUAAUGUAAGCAUCACCUCUCACUCUACAACAAACUUUGUACUUGCUCAGUCUUCUCUUUUCUCUGUUUGUCUUGCAAAAGCCAACAAGUAAGCAGAUAGAACCGCCGCCUUCAAAUCGGACAUACAAGUACUGGAUUGCUCUAACUAAUAUUCUAACAAGUGCGUUAUGAUGGCUUGGUUUGGUAAUAUAUACCAGAAGUUUGAGAAUAUGAUCAUCGAGGUGGAAUCUACAAUGGUUGAGGAAACCGUUCAGUACCUAGAGAAUCAAAUUCAGAUUGUCGGAGAAAGUGUUAGAAAUUUCUACUCAGAUGUCAUGGAAGAUUUAAUUCCUCCAUCUUCAUGUUCAGCCCCAGUAUUGCCUAUAGCUCACUGUGCCGGUUCUGGUAUCUCUAACUCUAAGAAGUCAUUUCGUGUUUCAAAGAAAAUAACGGCAAAGGCUGAUACCAAGCAGUCAACCAAGGACUCAAGUAUCAAUCGCGAUUCAGGCAAUUUUGUCAAAGCAAAUAAUUUUAUCUCACGCGCAAGGCCACAUGUUUGUGGCGUAGAUAUUAAAUCGAAUGUUUGUAGUGAUGAAAAUCAACAAAAUAGGAAGAUGUCUGCAUCCAAGACAGCUACUGAAGUCGCUUUAUCGGAAACACAUACACGUGGUUCAUCACAAUCAUGUGAAAUCUCCGAUGCAAAUCAAAAUGACGAAGCUACUGUUUCAAAGACAGGUUCUGGUGAAGCAACAGACUUUGCAUCUGUAGGAGAUUGUUGCAAAGAAAUUGAAAAAGUCAGUACUGAACAAAACCACGGCGUUCCAGUAUCGGUUGAACCAGAUGAAGAGAAAAAUAUGAGUUCUUUCUCAAGUGACAUAUUUGAAGAUCCAUAUGGGUACUCUAUGGUCAAAGCUAUGCAGCCUGAAGAUUGUUCUUAUAGUACAAUCAUUGUGUCUCAUCCAGGUAUUGAUUCUAAUGUUAUAGCAGAUAUUGAUGAUGUUACUACAGAGCAAGACCAUAAAACCAGGCGACGAGAUAAUGCAUCGAAGCUUGAGGAAACCUGUGUAUUGAUUAACAGAGACGAACUUCCGUUAUUUCCCAAUGCGACGGUUAAUAUCAAGACUAGCGAGAAAAAAUGGCUGCAACCCUUUUCUUUGUCUAAGAAAUCAACAAGGAAGCAAGAGUAUGAAGAGCUUGCAUUAAAGCAUAGGAACAAUGAAAAUGGAAAGGGUGAUCGCGUCGAGAGUUUAUGUCGAACUUUGUCAGAGGAUGUAUCUGAACCCGAGUGGGAAUUUCUCAAAAUACCACGGUGAAUAAGUUGUAGGUGGAAACUAGUAUGCACAGGUAUUAUCUGUGUGCACCACCAAUAAUAACCGUUGGACCUAUUAAAAUUUCAAUUGUUUUUUAAAUAUGAAUAUAUCCAACGGUUAUAAUUAGUGACACACACACCGAUACAACUUGUGCACCUUAGUCUCCGCCUGAGCUGUGGUACACUACCAAUACUCAGAUUUUGAAUCAACUUCUUAGUUUUUAUGCAGGAUACUGAAACGCCUUAAUGCAUUCAAUAUUCCACAUUAUGUAUCUACUUGUUUUUAUGCUGAAAGGAAAAAACCAAUAACAAGCCUUAAUUAAUCACUCAAAUUA
Messenger RNA from Trifolium pratense (red clover), 1676 nucleotides. RefSeq lists its product as uncharacterized. Lineage: Eukaryota; Viridiplantae; Streptophyta; Magnoliopsida; Fabales; Fabaceae. The record is from RefSeq and is a predicted model, not a curated record. The transcript is spliced from 5 exons. The coding region runs from base 221 to 1345 and encodes 374 amino acids.